AUGCCCCCGGGGCCCGGACGCAGCGCCCUUCUCGGGGUGCAGGGACCCCAGCUGCCCGCACCCCCCGACCCCAGCUGCCCGCACCCCCGACCCCUGCUGUCCGCACCCCCCGACCCCAGGUGCCCGCACCCCCUCGACCCCAGCUGCCCACACCCCCCGACCCCAGCGGCCCGCAACCCCCCGACCCCAGGUGCCCGCACCCCCCGACCCCAGCUGCCCGCACCUCCCCGACCCCUGCUGUCCGCAUCCCCCGACCCUAGGUGCCCGCACCCCCCGACCCCAGCAGCCCGCACCGCCUCGACCCCAGCUGCCCGCACCCCCCGACCCCAGGUGCCCGCACCCCCCGACCCCAGCUGCCCGCACCCCCGACCCCUGCUGUCCGCACCCCCCGACCCCAGGUGCCCGCACCCCCCGACCCCAGCAGCCCGCACCCCCCGACCCCAGCUGUCCGCACCCCCCCGACCCCAGGUGCCCGCACCCCCCGACCCCAGCUGCCCGCACCGCCUCGACCCCAGCUGCCCGCACCCCCCGACCCCAGGUGCCCGCACCCCCUCGACCCCAGCUGCCCGCACCCCCUCGACCCCAGCUGCCCGCACCCCCGACCCCAGCUGCCCGCACCCCCUGACCCCAGCUGCCCGCACCCCCGACCCCUGCUGUCCGCACCCCCCGACCCCAGGUGCCCGCACCCCCCGACCCCAGCAGCCCGCACCCCCUGACCCCAGCUGUCCGCACCCCCCGACCCCAGCUGCCCGCACCCCCCGACCCCAGCUGCCCGCACCCCCGACCCCUGCUGUCCGCACCCCCCGACCCCAGGUGCCCGCACCCCCCGACCCCAGCAGCCCGCACCCCCCGACCCCAGCUGCCCGCACCCCCCGACCCCAGCAGCCCGCACCCCCUGACCCCAGCUGUCCGCACCCCCCGACCCCAGCUGCCCGCACCCCCCGACCCCUGCUGUCCGCACCCCCCGACCCCAGCUGCCCGCACCCCCCGACCCCAGCAGCCCGCACCCCCCGACCCCAGCUGUCCGCACCCCCCGACCCCAGCUGCCCGCACCCCCUGACCCCAGCUGCCCGCACCCCCGACCCCUGCUGUCCGCACCCCCCGACCCCAGGUGCCCGCACCCCCCGACCCCAGCAGCCCGCACCCCCCGACCCCAGCUGUCCGCACCCCCCGACCCCAGGUGCCCGCACCCCCCGACCCCAGCUGCCCGCACCCCCCGACCCCAGGUGCCCGCACCCCCUCGACCCCAGCUGCCCGCACCCCCGACCCCAGCUGCCCGCACCCCCCGACCCCAGCUGCCCGCACCCCCGACCCCGGCUGUCCGCAUCCCGCCGACCCCUGCUGCCUGCACCCCCGACCCCAGCUGCCCGCACCCCCCGACCCCAGCUGCCCGCACCCCCGACCCCUGCUGUCCGCAUCCCGCCGACCCCUGCUGCCCGCACCCCAGCCCCGAGCCCGGCCUCUGCUGCCCUGCAGCGCCCCUUCCGUGACACGCAUGCAGAGGGGAAGCCCCCCCUCCCCCCGGGCUCCGGCUCCGCAAGGGCGCUGCGGGGUCGUGGGGGGCUGACGCCCCUGCGGAGGGAGGCUUCUGGGCCGGCCCCCCACUGCCUGCUCUUCGGGGCGGCUGGAGGGUCAGGUGCCAGCUGGCGGGACAGCCUUGUAUUCGGGGUACCCCUGCCCGUGACGUCGUGGGCAGGCAGCGGUUUGCCGGACGGCUUAGGGGAUGCCCGGGGGUGCGGCGUCCCCCCAGCCAGCUGCGCAGGGUUGGGGUCGUCGGAGGCGCGGGGGCGCGGCGGGGGCGUGGGGAGGGGCCGCUCCCCCGGGGCCGGGCGGCCGCACCUGCGCGCGCGGCCCAAGCGCUGUCACCGGGCUCCGCGCCGCCUCUCGGGCUGCACCCCUCCCCCAGGGGGCUGUCCUCCCCGCGGUCCGCCGCCGGUCGCUGGCUGGGCCGACGGCAGCUCGCCCGCCCCCCUGCGACCCGGGAGGACCCCCAGGCCCCGCCCCCCCCCACUGCUGCUGCGGAGGCCACGGGCGCAGGCGGCGGGGCCCGGGGCUGGGGGCGGGGUCGCUCGGAGGCUGGAGGGCGGCGGCCUGUGCCCCGGGGCGCGGGGCGGGCUUGGGGGCGCCUCCACCCGCCAGAGCCAGCGGCCCGAGGGGGAGCGGGGAAAGCCCUCGAGCGCCGCCCAAAUUCUAGUUCCCAGCCGCGUGGCCUUGCGCAGCGUGACCUCGCGGAUGCUCAGUUUCCCCGAAGCUUCCCCGAGACUCCAAGACCCGGCCCGGCUGGUGCAGGUGGCCUCCGCCCAGGCCCCGCCAGCUGCCUGCGGGUGGCAGGUGCUGUUGGGCUGCACAGCCUGGACCGGACCCGCGGCUGCGAGAGGCGGCCUGGCCUGGGCGCUGGUGGGUCUGGGCUCCGGGGCCUUGGCCCCGCGCCACGUCCUCGCCUGGCCGGGCAUCUGCUCCUUCCACCCGGGGACCUACCUGCGUGCCCAUCGGCCUCCUCUAUGA
Canis lupus familiaris (dog) is the source of this 2505-nucleotide messenger RNA. RefSeq names its product basic proline-rich protein-like. The record is from RefSeq and is a predicted model, not a curated record. Bases 1 to 2505 code for a protein of 834 amino acids. Lineage: Eukaryota; Metazoa; Chordata; Mammalia; Carnivora; Canidae. The transcript has 6 exons.